AUGUCUCAAAAUCAGAAGUCAGCCUUGGAAGCCGCUGAGCAAGGAUAUAUCGAGGACAAUAAUGACUUUCUCCAGCGGAUGCGCACUGCUGGGAGCGUUCAAUUACCAGCGGAGCUGUUUGAACAGCUGUAUUUGGCCCCUCAGAACCGUGUCAAAGGUCAUCUCCGGCAGACAUUUGGCAACCCAACACCGAUCGCUUUAGGAGGCUUUCUCAUGUGCUCGACAUCAUUGUCGAUGACCUUACUUGGAUGGCAAGGUGCAGGCGGGCUUGGAGCCGCCAAUCUAGGAGCAUACCUGUAUGUCGGUGGAGUUACUCAGUUUCUUGGAGCAAUCGGGGAAUGGAUUUUAGGGAAUACCUUCCCGGCCGUUGUUUUUUUCCUAUUUGGUGGCUUUUGGCUGGCGUUUGGUACCGCAAUCGAUCCUACCACCGGAGCAUCUGCCGUGUAUUCUCCGGAUCUCAAAGUACCAGCUGAAGGACUCGUUGAGCCUGCUUUCUUCGCUACCUUUGGGUUCUUCCUAGUGACCUUGGCCAUCGUUGUAGCCUUCUUCACUAUCGCGAGCAUCCGCACAAAUCUAGUCUUUUUUAUGGUGUUCCUGACGCUAACCCCAUCAGUUUGUUGCCUUGCAGCUGCUUUUUUUGCACUGGCAAGUGGUCGUGCUGCUGCUGCUGCCACCUAUCAGCACGUCGGCGCCGGUUUGCUACUGGCAGUUAGUCUUAUGGGCUGGCCCGAUGGUCAUUCAACCAUCCCUAUCCCUGACAAGAAGUACCUGACCCAGGAUGCUGGCAAGGGGUUUGGUUUCAGCGGCGAGGGUAGCCAGGCCGCUGGUACUGCCUCCUCCGGCAAUGCUGAGGCUGGCUUCGGCUCCGGCUCCGGCUCCAACGCUACCGGUACUUUCACCAGGAGUUCCGCCUUCGGCACUAGCACCAACGCCGCCGCUGGUCUCCAGGUCGGUGUUGACUUCAUUUUCCUGUAA
This is a messenger RNA of Penicillium arizonense, 975 nucleotides long. RefSeq lists its product as uncharacterized. Bases 1 to 975 code for a protein of 324 amino acids. Gene Ontology annotation, molecular function: acetate transmembrane transporter activity. The transcript has 5 exons. The record is from RefSeq and is a predicted model, not a curated record. Gene Ontology annotation, cellular component: plasma membrane. Lineage: Eukaryota; Fungi; Ascomycota; Eurotiomycetes; Eurotiales; Aspergillaceae.